AUGCUGUUUGAAACAGUUUCAGUAAUUUUGGAUGAGCCAAGAACUGAAAAGCAGCUUGAUUGCUCAUCAUGUAAUAGCAGCACAGAUUCUGCUGGAAGUUGUUCUGGCGAGCCGAAUGAUACUGGAUCUGUACGGGUGCUGCCAACAGGCACUACUACUUCAUCGUCGUCUUCAUCGUUAUCUUCGCUCUCGCUAUCACCUUCUCUUUCAUGGGAUGAUAACGGUAGCUUGGAAGUUUUUGGCGCAGGUAGUCCAGAUUCACUAUCGCCGCUGUCCACGACCACCAGUGAGAAUGACGCGGAAAAUUCAACGUCAGAACGAGUGUUUACGAGGCUACAACAACCACCACGACAACAAAAUCCCCGAACUUACGCCGAUAUCCUUACAACCGUUUGCUUGACUCGCUAUAUGAUUGCUCUGAAGAUGUACAAUGAGCAGAAAUACUAUCUGGCCAUGUGCGGUUGUCCGCCGCAACAGUUCUUCAAUCCGCUCGACGGUACCUGUUUUCAAGCUUAUCAACAACCCCCAGGUGUAUUCAUGGUACCACUGGAAGCACUUGAAGCUUAUAUGCGCUACUUGGAAAGGUAUGUAACAACACUGGUCCAGUUGAUCAUGCUGGAAUUGGAAGAAUAA
Molecule: messenger RNA, 633 nt
Organism: Gongylonema pulchrum
Lineage: Eukaryota; Metazoa; Nematoda; Chromadorea; Rhabditida; Gongylonematidae
Source: the annotation of a GenBank genome assembly